GAACUACAAAUCCCAGCAAACACUGAAGUGCAUGCAACUUCCUCAAGUACAGAGGCCUAACAAACCUGAAGAGCUGACUCCGUAUAUUUUGAGGGCAAUAUCUGUUUAAGUAUCUUCAGAAUCCAGAAUGGGCCGGCUUGAUGGGAAGGUCAUACUGGUGUCUGCAGCAGCACAAGGGAUUGGUCAAGCCACUGCUAUUGCUUUUGCAAAAGAAGGAGCCAAGGUCAUUGCUACAGACAUCAAUGAGUCAAAGCUGCAGGACCUAGAGAAGUAUUCUGGCAUCCAAAUAUGGGUGCUAGAUGUCACUAAGAAGGAGCAAAUAGAAAAUCUGGCCAAGGAGAUUGAGAGAAUUGAUGUUCUUUGUAAUGUUGCAGGCUUUGUUCAUCAUGGAACCAUUCUGGAGUGCGAAGAGAGUGACUGGGACUUCACAAUGAGCCUCAAUGUUCACAGCAUGUAUCUAAUGAUCAAAACAUUCCUUCCUAAGAUGCUUGCCCAGAAAUCUGGAAACAUUAUCAAUAUGUCUUCUGUGGCAUCCAGCAUUAAAGGAGUUGUAAACAGAUUUGUCUAUAGUACUUCAAAGGCCGCAGUUAUUGGUCUAACAAAGUCUAUAGCUGCUGACUUCAUUGAACAUGGCAUCAGGUGCAACUGCGUAUGUCCUGGAACUGUUGACACUCCAUCUCUACGAGAGAGAAUUUGUGCUAGACCUAACCCAGAUCAGGCAUUGAAAGACUUUCUGGAUAGACAGAAGACUGGUAGGAUGGCUACUGCUGAAGAAGUGGCCCACCUCUUUGUGUAUCUGGCCUCCGAUGAAUCUGCUUACAUGACUGGCAAUGAGCUUAUCAUCGAUGGAGGCUGGAGCUUGUGACUUAUGAAUAUUCCUGCAGACAAGUAUUUGCAAAUGGAAAUUCUUGCCAGAAAAAAAAACAAAUGAAGAAAUUAUCACAGUGUAUUAAUAUUUUUUGCAACAUUUUAAUGACUAAAAUGACUGACCUUCAAAUCCUACCCAGUGCAUAUGCACAGUGAUGCUACCUUUUUCUAAAUUACUUUUUCUGAUUUUUCUUUUGUAUGCUUUACUUAGUAAUUGACCGUUAGAAAUAAAAUGCAUUUCAUUCAA
Alligator sinensis (Chinese alligator) is the source of this 1114-nucleotide messenger RNA. It is a transcript of the gene BDH2, whose product is annotated as 3-hydroxybutyrate dehydrogenase 2. The record is from RefSeq and is a predicted model, not a curated record. Gene Ontology annotation, molecular function: 3-hydroxybutyrate dehydrogenase activity. Gene Ontology annotation, cellular component: cytoplasm. Bases 128 to 865 code for a protein of 245 amino acids. Gene Ontology annotation, biological process: siderophore biosynthetic process. NCBI's taxonomy places the organism in Eukaryota, Metazoa, Chordata, Crocodylia, Alligatoridae. The transcript is spliced from 10 exons.